AAGGUACACUAGUAUAUAUAUUUUGGUGAGGUAAUCAUUUAAAAGCAAAGUGUUAAUUUAGGAUAUGAUAGUGUUAGAAUGUUGAUAUAAAGGUGUAAAAGGACAUAAACUGGUACUAAAAUAUUUCACACUGUUCGAAUAUACCCUAUACGUUACGUCAUAUGUCUAUAUAUCACACUUUAGAGGGAAUACCAUGCAACAAAAUGGUUUCGCACAGGACAAAAUACAGAGAUGCUAAAUAUAUUUCUAAAACAGACCUAAUAGCAAUAUACAAAAGAAACAAUUUCUUCAAACAUCGUAUUUAUGACACAAGAGGCUUGUUUCGAUCAGAAUGGAAAAUUGUCAAGAAAACACAGCAUAUGAUUGUUCGUGAUAUUUGUGAAGCAUAUUCCAGUCAUUUGUAUACCAGUGGCAGUGAUGGCUCACCCCCUAUGCUAAAUAAGCGAACCCUAGACAGAGGGAGGAGCUUUUAAAUUGCACCGACUUGAAUUUUCAUGUAAAACAUAUCAUUAAUAAACUUCAAAUUUAUUGGCCCGGGGCUAACAAAACUAGUGCAAUAAAAGUUUAUGGUUAAACUCUUCUGUCCAGUUCAUAUUCAAAUGUCUCGCUAUGGCUAACUUUGUAAGAAACGAAUUUCCGCAGCAGGUUUCAACCGAUCAAGCUAGCCGAGACCGAAGUGAAAUUGCAUUUUCUAAUGGAGCAUCGUUCCCUUCGUUUUCUGCAACGGAUGGUUCUUUUGUAAAUACUGAACACCAUCUUGUAAGAAAUGGUUUCUUAGAUGCAACUGGGCAACAGCAAUUAGCAUAUACACAUUCCGUGGAAACAUCGAUAGCUACUCGAAGACCAGCGAGACCGGCAAGACAUCCCGAGUAUAUAGAUUACAGUCAAAGACUUAGAUCCUACGCUAGAUGGAUUCGUUCGAGUCCAGGUCCAGCCUGCCUUUGUGAAGCUGGCUUUUUCUUUACAAAUCAAGGUGAUUUGGUACGUUGUUUCCAAUGUGGUAUUGGUCUAAAAGAUUUCUCGGAAGGGGACGAUCCGCUACUGGAACAUGUACGAUAUUCCGGCGAUUGUCCAUACCUUCUUGAAUAUCUCGGAACUGCUGGGAUAUCGGCUAUAAAGACGAAGUGUCAGGCGAAGCAAGCAGAGGCUUCUGAACAACGAAGAUCAAGCGUGCAUUGUCGACAUCCUCAGUAUCAGACCUAUGAAGCCCGUGUUUCAUCCUUCGCUGGCUGGCCGAAUAAUCUAACUCAGAAACCGGAAGUGUUAGCAGAGUCUGGACUUUUCUACACUGGAUUUGAGGACCAUGUCCGCUGUUUCACGUGUGAUGGCGGGUUACGGCGCUGGGACGCAGAGGAUGAUCCUUGGACAGAGCAUUGCCGAUGGUUCCCGGCUUGUCAAUAUGCCAGGGAGAAGAAAGGCGAUGAAUUUAUUGCCCUUGUACAAGCUUCGACUGAGGAACCAGAAAACCUUACAAACGAGGAAGGUACUGGUAGUCAAGGUCUAGUACGUGCAAUUGAGCAGAUGACACUUAGAGAUCCAGCUCUGAAGGCUGUUCUAGAUGAACAUAAAAAUGCAUGUCUAGAGAUGGGAUAUGAGUUGGGAGACUUUAACGCAGCUGUGGAGGAUUUGAGAAACAUGGGUAUUAUCAGGCCAACACUAGAUGAGAUUCUUGACAUGGUGGAGGUUGUACAAGAGAGGAAACAAAGCCAGCAAAGAGCAGCUGAACUAGAACAGAGCCAUUUUGAAACGCCUCUUGAAGAAAACUUGCGUCUGAAAAGUUUUGUAAUCUGCAUGUCAUGUGGCAAAAACAACGUGAACACUUUGUUCAUUCCGUGCACGCAUCACCGUGUGUGCAUGGAAUGUGCAGAACCACUAACGGAGUGUCCAGUUUGUAGGAAAAACAUCAGACAGAAGAUUAGAACAUUCCUGGUGUAAAUUUCUUACUGUAUUGCGUCUAAGUAUAUCAAACCCAUAAUCAUCUGUUAUAAAACAUGUGAUUUUAAGAGGAACACAUACAGUGACCAGUUUUCGUGAAAAUGAGUAUAAAAAGAUGUACUGUCGCUAUAUAUUGCUGAGUAGUAAUUAUUCUAAAGCACAGUCAAUGGACAAAUUACGACGACUUUUCGUAAAAACACUGUGUAAUAUUUAAAGUUAGUAUGAUGUAGUAACGUUAUAUAUCACAGUGUGCCGUUAGUAUUGUUGUUAGCGGCGCUUUUGUUAUGUAUCUAUCAUGCAUGUUUGUAUAUAGAUCUAUGUACACGCAUUAGCUGUGCCUAAUUUGCCUUAAAUGCUUUUACAUGUAUGGCAUAUAUACAGAAUUACAAGAAACAUUUAAAAGCAUCGCAUAAACUACGCAAAUAAGAAGAUGAAACUAAUUAACUGAAAAGAAAUGUCAAUGUCUGCAGAGAUUUGCUCGAAAAAUAGUUGAGGGAAUUACCUCCUGCCCUAUAUCGCUUGUUAUUUGAAUUCAGAUAAAAACCGAAAACAGUGUGACCAGGAAGGAUCAGGCAAAUAUGUUGUGAGGUUGUUCUAUGUAUCUGUGAAUCUUAGAAUAGUCCGAGAUGAAAAAUGAUAUAUAACCCCGCACGUGUAUACCAGAAGCGUACAAGUCAGUGAAUAAAAUGUGUACACAUAACAUGUAAAUCACAAACAGAAACAAAAUACGUAUCACUGAAGGACUGAUAAAAUGAACGCAGUUUUCCAUUAUGAUUCUUCUUUCAAAUUGAAUGCAUAAACCUUUCUCAUUCGUUUUCGGAAAGG
Mercenaria mercenaria is the source of this 2760-nucleotide messenger RNA. RefSeq names its product baculoviral IAP repeat-containing protein 3-like. The transcript has 9 exons. Gene Ontology annotation, cellular component: cytoplasm; spindle microtubule; nucleus. Gene Ontology annotation, biological process: regulation of cell cycle. The coding region runs from base 610 to 1935 and encodes 441 amino acids. NCBI's taxonomy places the organism in Eukaryota, Metazoa, Mollusca, Bivalvia, Venerida, Veneridae. The record is from RefSeq and is a predicted model, not a curated record.